This is a messenger RNA of Rosa chinensis, 5555 nucleotides long. Its product is annotated as pentatricopeptide repeat-containing protein At2g17210. The record is from RefSeq and is a predicted model, not a curated record. The transcript has 6 exons. Gene Ontology annotation, molecular function: protein binding; RNA binding. Gene Ontology annotation, biological process: RNA modification. Lineage: Eukaryota; Viridiplantae; Streptophyta; Magnoliopsida; Rosales; Rosaceae. The coding region runs from base 134 to 2461 and encodes 775 amino acids.
UAAUUAUGAUUACUCCUCGGCGGGGACAGCAAACCUACACUCCGACUUGCAUUACAAGCUUUAAAACUAUACUCAUUGAUAAUGUCCUGAAUGAUAACAGGAGUCAAUAUGUUUCCGUCUAUUUUAACAUAAGAUGUAUAAAAUUUGGUUGGAGAGCGCCACAGUAGAACCAACAAUUGGUGCAUUCAAGUUGGACAUGCGCGUUCCAAGCGGUACCAACCUCUGUAAUUGGCAUUUGAAGCUCAAAGAGCUAUCAACCAAUGGAAAAUGGGUAGAAUUACUCUGCCACUACCAUCAAGUAAACAAAGCUGGACUUCACCCAACACACUAUUCAGACUUCCCUCCAAUUCUCAAAGCAUGUUCAAACCUCCUUUCCUACUCCUACGGAAAAUCUAUACAUGGGUGUUUGAUCAAAACCGGGUGUGAUUCAUACACUUCCAUUGCUAACUCCACCAUGGACUUUUACAUCAAAACCAGGGACCCAGAUUCUGCAUCGGCUGUUUUUAACUCUAUGAGGUGGAGAGAUCAAGUUUCUUGGAAUAUUAUGGUUUAUGGGAGCCUUGAUCUGGGGAAUUUAGAACAAGGGUUAUGGUGGUUUAACAAGGCCAGGGUUUCGGUUUGUGGGUUUCAACCCAAUACUUCUACUCUGGUACUCGUAAUUCAAGCCUGUCGUUGGCUUAGAGCAGCUAUAUAUGAAGGACUGAAAGUACAUGGUUACGUGAUUCGAGGCGGGUUUUGUUAUAUAUCUUCAGUUCAGAACUCAUUGUUGAGUCUCUAUGCAGAAGAUGAUGACAUGGAGAGUGCACACAAGCUGUUCGACGAAAUGUCUGAGAGAGAUGUCAUCUCUUGGAGUGUGAUGAUAGGAGGUUGUGUGCAUUGCGGGGAAGCUCAAAACGGCAUGAAGAUGUUCCGAAAGAUGGUAUGUGAGCUUGGCAUUGAACCAGAUGGCGUAACUGCGGUCAGUGUUCUUAAAGGGUGCACUAGUUUGAGGGACUUGACCAUGGGAACAUCGCUCCAUGGGUUGGUAAUCUAUAGAGGGUUAGAUUCUGAUCUGUUUGUUGGAAACUCUUUAAUUGAUAUGUAUGCCAAGUGUGGUGAUGCGGAUUCUGCCUUCAAAGUUUUUGAGGAGUUGCCGCAAAGAAAUAGGGUCUCAUGGAAUUCUAUGUUGUCUGCAUUUGUCCAUAAUGAGAGGUACAUGGAUGCCCUGUCGCUGUUUUAUUCUAUGGGGAAGGAAGGUAUCAACGCAGAUGAAGUGACUCUGGUGAAUAUUCUUCAAACAUGCAAGCAUUUGCACCUAGGUCAUUCCAAGUCGGUGCACUGUGUAACAAUCAGGUGGCGAUUUGAAUCAAAUGAGUUGCUCCUGAAUUCGCUCAUUGAUGCUUAUGCAAAGUGUAAUAGUAUCGAGCUUGCAUGGAAACUUUUUGAAAGGAUGAAGAAAAGAGAUGUGGUUUCGUGGAGCACUAUGAUUGCAGGGUUUACACAAUGUGGCAGACCUGAUCAAGCAAUUGCCAUCUUCGGAGAGAUGACAAGGCUGCAGGCACAGGAUGAUCAGAAGCCCAAUGAGAUUACACUCAUAAAUCUUUUUGAAGCUUGUUCAGUUUCAGCCGAAUUGAAAUGGGCCAAAGGGGCACAUGGAAUUGCUAUUCGAAGAGCUUUGUCAACUGCAGAUCAAGUAGCCAUUGGAACUGCAAUUGUUGACAUGUACUCGAAAUGCGGGGCAAUAGGAGAAUCAAGAAAGGUGUUCGACCAGAUUUCCGAAAAAAACAUUGUGUCAUGGAGUGCCAUGAUAGCUGCAUAUGGCAUGAAUGGUCUUGCACAUGAAGCUCUAGCUUUGGUUGAGGAAAUGAAGCUGUAUGGUGCAAAGCCAAAUGCAGUGACCACCCUUUCUAUGCUAUCUGCCUGCAGCCAUGGAGGCUUAGUUGAAGAAGGGCUCUCCUUGUUCAACUCACUUGUUCAAGUUUAUGGAAUUGAGCCAAGAUUGGAACAUUAUGCGUGUGUAGUUGACAUGUUGGGCCGAGCAGGAAAGCUCCAUAUGGCUAUGGAUUUUAUCAAUAACAUUCCAGAAGGUUUAAAGGUCACUGGGGAAAAUGCUGCUUGGAGUGCAUUAUUGAGUGCUUGUAGAAGCUAUAGCAAUAGUGACGUUGGCGCAGUAGCUGCUUCUCAUGUCCUUGAGUUAGAGCCUGAAAGUUCAACUGGGUAUUUACUUGCCUCAAGUAUUUAUGCAGCAGGUGGGUUGUGGGUUGAUGCUGCAAGUAUUAGAAGAAUGGUGAAAGAAAAAGAGGUGAAGGUUGUUGCUGGUUAUAGCUUAGUUUAUGUUGAUAACAAGGCAUGUAGAUUUGUUGCUGGGGAUAUUGAUUGCCAUUCACUAGCUGCUGGAGAGAUGCACUCUAUAGUUGAGCUGUUGCAUGCUUGUAUGAAGACUGAAAAGAGAAAUGCUGGUAAUUUUGAUAUAAUUGAUUAGUUACUUGAGAGGCCAUUUGAUAACAAUAGAUUUAACCAGAAAAAUAAUAGUGAGAAAAAAGGUAAGUAAUGCACUGGAAUUGCCAUUAGAAAGACAAAUAAGUAGUGAACUGGUUGAAGUUGGCCCAUCCAUAACACUGGCAAGUUAGUCUGAGGUUUUGGCAUUUGCAGUGGGAAGUUGCUUUCCUAUGCCAGUGUGCCGUGUCUUCUCCAUGUUUGCAGGUGUAGGAAUCUAUGAUAGAAGAACUGGAUUGCUGGCCAGCUAUAUGAAGAUAACUUUUUCCCUUGGUAUAUGUUAUUUAUUUCUGGGUCUUCUCAGAGGAUAUGAGUCAUAGUCAUCCGAAAUUUACGAGGCUAUUCGCCAUUUUAGUAAGUGAAACAAUUAUUUUUUUUCUUCUAUAUUUGGAGAUAAACAAUGGGCGAUUAUUUUUUUCGUUUUUAUUUUAUUUUGUUUUUCCUAAAAAAAGUAAUCCUACAUCUUCUCCUUUCUUUUCUUGAAGGAAGAGAAAUGUUGAUCAGGGCUAUGUUGUAGGAAGUGCAUGCGUGCACAUUCUUAAUUUUCUGUGUGGUUAAGAUGGUCGUCAUUGCUGUCAUUGUUGCUUUUAACUUGGCAAGCACUGUAAGUAGCUUACCACUAAUGAUGCUUAAAACUUGUAGUUAUUCAUUUUUAUUUAUAUCGAUUUCUUGAGUUCCUCACAUAAGUUUUUUACAUGAGUUGGUCCUUAUAGGCAUGAUCAAUGGCGGAACUAUUUGGGGGCCGGAGUGGGCCCUGGCCCCCCCCCCAAUUAUUUUGAAAAAUGAAAUUAUUUUAUUGGUAGGCUUGUAUUUUUAUCAUAAUUAAAAGCUAUUUGACUAAAAUUUAUAAUUAUGGCCCCCUCAAAUUGAAUUUUUAACAUUAAUUAUUGCAGUAAACAGAUAACUAUAAUAAUUACCUUAAUUAAUAGCCUUAUGCAUCUUAUAGAAUCCUAUAAAAUAUAAAUUAAUGAGUGCAUUUAAAGGAUAAUAUUAAUGCAUGCUUGAUAUAUGGCUUUGAAAAUGAAGAAAAAAUAGUUUUCCUUUCUUGUUAUUCAAUAUUUGUUUGUAUUUGAAUUUUAUAGUAAAUUUCAAUUGUAAAAAAAAAAAAAUGUAUCAAAAUUUUUGGCCCCCUCAAAGAGAAGUUUCAAGUUCCGCCACUGGGCAUGAUGUACUAGGAUUGAACUGGUUUGGACCAGCAGAUUGUCCUUCCCCUGGACUGCUACCUCCAGGUCUCCCUUUGUUUUCUGGAAUCUUCUUACCUUAUACUCGUAAGUUCUUGGCAGUUUAAUCAUUCAAAUUUUGAAGGCUAUUUCAAUAAUAUAUCAGGGUAUUUGGUUUGGACCACCAAAUUUGUUGUACAGGAUUACAACUACAGAUUUCAAGACUCGAUCAAGAGCAUCUUUAUACCAGAAUGAAGCUAUAUUCUCAGUCGGCUGCCUUUUGGCUUGGUGAUUUUCUCGUGUGUAUGGAUAUUCCCGAGGCUUUUGGUUGCGGUGGGAAUUAUUUAAAUGGUUCCUAGUGUCCACCUGAUGAUCAGCAACGCCUUGGUGGAGUGUGCAAAGAGUGGACAACAGGAAUGCUCAUCUAAUCUAUACAGCUGAGAUUAACUGUAGCAAAGCAGCAGGGUUAAGAACUAAUUGGUUCCACUGUUUUUGCCACUCAGCUGAGGUUUUGUAUCAAAGAUGCCUCUUACAGAGACUUUUCUGAACAGAUCCUUACAAAAAUUGAGCAAUGAAAAUCUCAGUCAAAAAAUUGUGUAGCAAAUGUCCAAUGUUGGUUAGACACGACAAAUGAGAAGCAAAAAAAAAUUCUGUGAAGCUUAUGGUUACCAAAAAGGUGGUUUGUUAUGCAGAAUCAGAAGAAUGUCCACCUUGACAGGCAGUACUUUAAUGUCAAGGAGUUCCCAACUUUAUCCUGGUUUUUGCUAUUUCAACCAUCUUUAAGAAUUGAGCAUGGACAGGAGGGAAUAUGGCGAUCUUGGCAGAAGGAGCUGACUACUAAUGCAACUCUAUUUCCCCUAGGUUUUUUACUUCAGACUGUUACUCCACUCAAACUUACGUGUUACGAAUCUGGAUGUGAUUAUGGAAGAUUUAUAUACACUUUGCAAUCUUUCUUUUUUUUUGGUACAAUGGAGGCAAGAAGCCCAAACAAGAAAAGACAAACUAGCCAAGAUGACUUUUACAGACUUGCCGAGGUCUAGAAACACCUAAAAUAUCAUCAAGCAAGGCUUCCACAACUAAACUAGGAGGACUUUGAUAAGUGCAAAUCCCAGAAGCAUGCUGCACACUUUCUUUGGCAAGGAUAUCAGCAACCACAUUACCCUCUCUAUGUAUGUGCUUGAGGUUCAGAAUAUCAAAUUGACUCAUCAGCAUUUUGCAGUUAAGAAGAACAGUUCCAAGAGGAUGUAAAUCCACGUUCUCACUAUUCAAUAGUGUCACCAAAUUUGCAGAAUCAGAAUCAACAUCUAACUUGUUGAUAUGUAAAGCAAUAGCAAGCUGCAGUCCAUGAAAUAAACCCCAGGCUUCAGCCUGAAGCACCUCACCUGUCCCAAUGUUCACCAUGAAACCACUAAUCCACUCACCAUUAGAAUUCCUUAUAACUCCCCCAGCACCAAUAAGACCAUUAGAGGAGCGAGAACCAUCAACAUUCAGUUUGAAACAUCCCAUUCCAGACUUGCAAUCUUUACUAUAACUGAGAGUCUAGUUGUAAGGCCUAUAUCUCCUUUCUUUGUCGGUUCCAUGUUGAAUGAAGGACCUUUCUCUCACAUCAAGGCACAUUAUAGUGCAGGUUGACAAGGUGAGGGUGAGUUUAUGUACUGGAUUCUUGUUUUUCAAUUAGCAGAUACUUUGGUGCUUCUGUCCAUUGGGCCACAACAAAAUUAGUGGGAUAUCAUUGAUCUAUUCUAUUUUUGCUUUCUUUAAUUUUUCAGUUGCUGCAGACACUUCAUCUUCCACUCGACUAAGGAAGAAUAAUGGCCAGAACUGUGCCAUCUAAGUUGAUGCAGAUUUUGCUUAAUAAUGUAACUCAAGCCAUGAUGUAUGUGUAUCACUGUAUUGGAAUGGGAGACUGCUUGUUUCUAG